AUGGAAGCUAAAACAAUCAAGCAAUAUGUGGCUGUUAAGAAGGGCGGCCCCUUUCAAAUGGUGACUGGACCUUACCCGACGCCACGACCAGGUGAAGUGUGCAUUCGCAACCGUGCAGUCGGCCUAAACCCACUGGAUUGGAAGAAUCUGUACCACGGCGAGAUGGUUAAGUCCUGGCCUGAGGUGUUUGGAAUCGACACUGCUGGCAUUGUGGAGGCUGUAGGUGUUGACGUGACUGCAUUUCAGCCUGGCGAUGCUGUGAUGAGCCUAGCAGGCCACGGCGGAUGCGCGGGAGCGUUUCAGGAAGUCACUACAGUGCCAGAACACUUUGUCUGCAAAAAGCCAGUAGCUUGGACUUUUGAAGAGGCUUCAUCUGUUCCCGUCCUGGUUGUUGGUGGGAGUUCUGGGGUUGGCGCAUCGGCUGUUCAGCUACUGCGACAGGCAUUGCCGCUGGCCACGAUUCUGACAACCAAUUCCCCAAAACACAAUGACCAUAUUGUGAAACUGGGAGCGACGACAUGCAUUGACCGUCAUGAUCCGAACAUGGUCACUACAGCCAAGAGCGCUUCCCCCGCCGGCGGAGGAGUUGAUGCGAUAAUCGACGCAGUGGGAGGUGCCGCAGACAAUGCCAGGCUUUUCGACGCCCUGCGCCCGGAUGGUCCAAGGGUAUACAGCCAGGUGUUUACUGGCGACAAAAUUGCCAUCCCUGAUGGCGUGUCAUCAGUGGCCGUCUUUGGGCGCAUGAUGUUCCAGCUCCCAGGAGGAAUGCUUACCAUGAGCAAGCUCGUGGAGCUUGUGGACAAUGGAAAAUUCAAGCUCCCAUUACAGAUUAGCAUCGGUGGAAAGGACUUGAGGCGAUUGGCACGAGUUUGGAGAAGCUUAAGGCCGGGGUGA
Molecule: messenger RNA, 894 nt
Organism: Metarhizium acridum CQMa 102
Lineage: Eukaryota; Fungi; Ascomycota; Sordariomycetes; Hypocreales; Clavicipitaceae
Source: RefSeq, a predicted model, not a curated record